UCUAUUUGCAGACAACUCGAAUGGCGCGGGCGAAUUAAGAAGAACGCACCACCAGCUCCCGGUAAUGACAAACACGUCUGGACUUUCUUCACGGGGAGGUAAGGAGGUAAUGGAAAACGCUUGACACAGACGGAACCCGCAUUGCAUCAUGGACAUAUGGUACCCAACUCGUGCCCCGCGGGAAAGAGACUAGCCUAUUGCAGCUUUAUUUAUAGAAUACAAAUUUAUGCCAAAAAUAACGGUCACAGUCAAACACAUUCGACCGGAUUAGCUCCGCUGUCGCUCUGAGGCUUCAGAUGCAGCCGCUGUCUAAAGGCAUGCGCAUCGACGCGGAUCAACGCAGAAGUUUGGGGUGCUGUUUUUCUUUUCGCGCCAACCAGUCAAGGCACCAGCAACAGGCCACCGGUUAUCACGUUUACCCGCGGAGAAGAGUGAAUGAGAUAGGAGAGUGCCUCUGUUUAUGGAUUAAAUGACAACUGAUCCAGGGGGAAAACUCAAGCUUUGAAGUUGGAGUUUAUGCGCAGAACGCGCGGAGAUAGUCCUCAUUUUGAUUCACUCUGUUACACGAAAGAUGGAGGAGCGCAGCUGACAGUUAGGGACCGUAGCCUCGAAAAGGAGAAGCACACCGGAGAAACCGAACUGCCAGAGGAGGGAAAUAUGUAUGGGCGUUACACACAGGAACUCGGUGUGUAUGCCAAGGAGGAGGCGGCCCGCCUGCGUGAUGGCGGGGGACUGCGGAGGUCCACCAGUAUUCGCAGCCGGUCGGCAGAGCUGCUAGAGUAUGAGAAAGACCCCUGCGCCAAAUGUCAUGUAUGUACGUCUCGCUGUCAGAAGUUCCUGAUCUCUCGCGUGGGCGAGGACUGGAUCUUUCUCAUCCUCCUGGGUCUGGUCAUGGCCCUGGUCAGCUGGGUGAUGGACUACGCUAUAGCCUUCUGUCAACAAGCUCAGAAGUGGAUGUACGGGGGACUGAACAGUAACAUGCUCCUGCAGUACCUGGCCUGGGUCACCUACCCAGUGGUGCUCAUCACUUUCUCAGCAGGGUUCACACAGAUACUGGCCCCGCAGGCUGUGGGUUCGGGUAUCCCAGAGAUGAAGACCAUUCUUAGAGGUGUGGUACUUAAGGAGUAUCUCACCUUUAAAACCUUUGUGGCCAAGGUUAUCGGGCUGACCUGUGCUCUGGGCAGUGGCAUGCCCCUGGGAAAGGAGGGCCCAUUCGUUCAUGUGGCCAGUCUGUGUGCAGCUCUCCUGAGUAAAUGCAUAGCUGCCUUGUUUGGUGGGAUUUACAUGGAAGAGCCCUUUCAGGGAAACAAGAAUGAGUUGAGGAACACAGAGAUGCUAUCAGCAGCGUGUGCAGUAGGGGUGGGAUGCUGCUUUGCUGCCCCUAUUGGAGGUGUGCUCUUCAGCAUUGAGGUAACCUCAACGUUCUUUGCGGUGAGGAACUAUUGGAGGGGCUUUUUUGCUGCCACCUUCAGCGCCUUCAUCUUCAGAGUACUGGCUGUGUGGAACCAGGACGAAGAGACCAUCACGGCUCUUUUUAAGACACGUUUCCGUCUGGACUUCCCCUUUGACCUCCAGGAGUUGCCAGCCUUCGCCAUCCUGGGGAUUGCGUGUGGUUUUGGUGGGGCCCUGUUUGUCUACCUGAACAGACUGAUAGUAGAGUGUAUGAGGAAACAGAAGACCAUCAACAAGUUCCUGCUUAGGAAACGUCUGGUGUUUCCUGCCAUGGUCACCUUGAUCAUCUCAACCCUUACCUUCCCCCCUGGGUUUGGACAGUUCAUGGCUGGACAGCUGACACAGCAUGAGUCACUGGUGGCGUUGUUGGACAACCGCACGUGGUCUCGCCAGGGUGUUGCCGAGGAGUUUGACUACAUCAGCCACUCCCACGCCUGGAAACACCCCCAGGUCAAUGUCUUCAUCACUCUCAUCUUCUUCAUUGUGAUGAAGUUCUGGAUGUCUGCAGUAGCUACCACCAUGCCUGUACCAUGUGGGGCCUUCAUGCCAGUUUUCCUCAUUGGUGCAGCAUUUGGGCGUCUGGUAGGUGAGACCAUGGCAGUCAUGUUCCCUGAUGGUAUCCAUGCCGAUGGCAGUGUCUAUCCCAUAGUGCCUGGUGGCUAUGCUGUUGUGGGUGCACAGAGCAUUGUCGGGGCUGUGACUCACACAGUGUCGACGCGUCAUCGUGUUGAGCUGACGGGUCAGAUCACCACAUCCCUAAGACCGGUGAUGAUAGCGGUGAUCCUGGCCAACGCCGUAGCCCAGUCCCUCCAGCCCUCGCUAUACGACUCUAUCAUCAGGAUCAAGAAACUACCCUACCUCCCUGAGCUUGGUAUGGGGCACCACGAGAAGUAUAACGUCCGUGUGGAAGACAUCAUGGUUAGAGACGUGCGUUACAUCACUCUCUCCUCCUCCUAUCGAGAUGUACAGGAGGUCCUGCUGACUGGACAGCUCAAAACACUGGCCCUGGUCGAGUCCACGGAUUCUAUGAUCCUGUUGGGUUCUAUAGAGCGCUCUCAGCUCCAGUCACUCCUGUCCCUCCAGCUGGGUCCAUCGCGCAGGCUAGACCACCUCCGGAGGCAGGCCAAGGACAAUGACACACAUACACUGGACACACACCUGUCCAACAUGAACAAUCCCCUAAGCCCACCCUGUACACACACACAUUCCAACAGCACCAAUACCAGCGAACGCCAUGGGGUCCGCUUCGUGGUGAGUGUAGCGGAGAUCUCAACAGAGGAGUCCUCCUUCAGCCAAGCUGUGUCCAUCUCUCAGCUGCCACUCAAGUCGGCUAUGAAAACUGUCCCUACUACUCACAACACAGAGGCAACCAACAGUAUGCACACUCUCUCAAUUAAUAGAGACACGCUGACUCCGUCUCCUCUCUCAGGCUCUCAGCAGACCCUCUCCUGUGGUGACCCUGAAAGAGAGCUACUCGAGAGCCUGGCAGAGCUGGAGGCUCCUGAAAGCAGGGGGCCCAAACGCGUCAGGAUAUCCAUGGCGGUGGAGUCUCCUGAAGUCGAGGAUGACAUGACCACAAACGAAAUAGCGGAGUGGGAGGAGCAACAGUUGGACGAGCCAGUGGAUUUCAACAACUGCAAGAUUGACCCAGCCCCUUUUCAGCUGGUGGAGCAGACGUCUCUGCAUAAGACUCACACCAUAUUCUCUCUGCUGGGGCUGGACCAUGCCUAUGUGACCAGUAUUGGACGAUUGGUGGGAGUCGUCUCCCUCAGGGAGCUUCGUAAGGCCAUAGAAGGCUCAGUGACCGUGACAGGAGUGAAAGUUCGCCCCCCACUGGCCAGUUUCCGUGACAGCGGCAACAACACCACCAGCGUUUCGGAGGUGACAGAGCUACACAAGCUUUGGAACCGCCACAGAGAACUCUCAUUACCACGGGAACCCACCCCGCCUGACCAAUUGGACGAUAUAUAUCAGGAGAGUCCUGUCCACUUCACACAGGACCAAUCAGAUUUGGAGUUUGAAACCAGCCAAGCUGACAAUACGCACCUGCCAUCGGAAUUGGUUCUUCAGGAAAGCCUCUCACUAACAGACGACCAAACAGAAGAGUUUAUCUUAGAGUGCAGCCCUUCCCACACUGACGAAUCAGAGCUGGCCUGUGAUUUUGACCCCCCCCACCUCCCUGAGACUUAUCAAUCGGAGCCGGCGAAGGAACAUGGAACCCCGCCCGAGAACAUACAGCAAAUGGACCAAUCAGAACUGCAGUGUGAGCGAAGUCCCACCCGCACUGAGGACCAAUCGGAAUGACAGACAAUUAGAUGAUUCAUGGUUUGUUGAGGUUUCUACAACAUUACAGGUCAUUUUCACCUCAAUCUCCAAGCUGGAUGUCUGUGUCCACGAUGUAUUGGUGUGUGUUUGUGGACGUGUUUAACUAUUCUUGUGGAGACCAGAAGUCCCCACAACAAUAGUAAACGAACGAAAAUAUGACCAACUGGGGACAUUUUGUUAGUCCCCACAAGGUCAAAUGCUAUUUCUAGGGGGUUUAGGAUUGCCCAUGCACCCAUCUGGUGCUGACACUACUUUCCCCCAAAUGACAGAGAGAUCAGAAGGAACAACAUGACCAGAUAGAGGAGGGUCCCACUUUGGAUUAAAUAGCCUAUACAAUCUAUGUGCUGUAUUUACAUUCAUACGAGGUGAGGACAAGGAUAUUUAAGACAAAAUUAUAAGUAACUACCUUAAGGCAGCUGAGAAAAUGCCACCACCACAGGGUUAAGAACAUUUGUGAAGCACAUUGUAAUUAACAUGCAUUUAACUCAAAGUACAUGUAGCCUUGUCUGACGUUAAGGUAGUAGGAAAGAUGUUAGUGUCUUGUAACAGUACAUUUUGUAUCAUUACGUUCCUAGCGAUAGGUAAUGAUUUUUCACACAACAUCGUUCCUACUGUACAACAUGUCUCUGGAAUGAUUUUAGUGUUAUUGACAGGAAACUUUGGUUAUGUGGAGAGACAACAGUGAAACUCAGAAUACAUCGAAGUUAAGCACGCACACACUCACAUAGUAAUACAUAUUUGUUCACCAACAUACAAAAUAAUAUUCCUAAGACAUAGCGCACACACACUAAAAAUGAUUUAUACAGUCUGCCUGGCCUCAAAACCAUUUUAGAAAUAUGUACUACCAACUUAGAAGCACAGUCAUAACUCUCCAAGUCCGCAGAUGAGCAAUAAAAGCCUUGGUUGAAUAAUUAAA
Salvelinus sp. IW2-2015 is the source of this 4693-nucleotide messenger RNA. NCBI's taxonomy places the organism in Eukaryota, Metazoa, Chordata, Actinopteri, Salmoniformes, Salmonidae. The record is from RefSeq and is a predicted model, not a curated record.